Ilex paraguariensis (yerba mate) is the source of this 2272-nucleotide messenger RNA. The record is from the annotation of a GenBank genome assembly. NCBI's taxonomy places the organism in Eukaryota, Viridiplantae, Streptophyta, Magnoliopsida, Aquifoliales, Aquifoliaceae.
CUGGCUUGAUUAAUUAACUAAAUUUCUGAAUUAUUUAUAAAAAAUGUUUUUUUUUUCUUAAAUCCCUCUUGAUAAUUAAAAUCAACUCCCAAUUGUUAUGUCCCAGGACUCGCAGCUCUCAACCGUUAUUUUCCCACAAAAGGUGUUAAGUCCUUACCUACGCAACCCAUCUUCGUCGUCAAACACCACCAUUUUCAGUUCAGAGCUCUGUGUCUCAGUUCACACUUUCUCUCUAGCUGUCCUUCCAGCCAAACAUGAAGAGUCGAUCAAGACAAAACCAAUCAGAGAGGAAUUGCAGAGAAGUUGGGCUGAAAUAUUGUGUUUCGGUUGCACCUGCCUACAGCUCUUCUGGCCAAGGGUCGUCGUGCGCAAAUGGCUCAACCUCAUCGCUAAGGAUUCCGAUUACAGUGCCGACUCUGAGGAUGAUGACGACGAUACCGACUCGUAUGUCGAAGAAUUUUGUCAGUGGCCGAGAGAAUCGCGAUUUAAGGAUGAUAAAGUAAAUGAAGCUGGAAUUUCUCCUAAUGAUGUUCUUCCCAAAAUGAGAAGACGGAACUCAGAGACAUUUAGGGCACAGUAUAUUAAUACAAAAGAAAUCAGAAUAUGCAUUGGCACGUGGAAUGUUGCAGGUAAACUUCCACCGGACGACCUAGAUAUUGAAGGUUGGCUAGAGAUCAGUGAGCCUGCUGAUAUGUAUGUGAUUGGUUUUCAGGAGAUUAUACCAUUAAAUGCUGGAAAUAUCUUCGGUGCUGAAGAUAGCCGCCCGGUGCCAAAGUGGGAAAGCAUCAUUCGUGAAACUCUUAACAACAUCCACCCUGCAAAGCCUAAAUUUAAAUGCUACAGUGAUCCUCCUUCUCCUUCAAGGUUUAAGCCCUCUGAGGAUGCCCCCGAUAUAGAAGAUGAAGUACUACUCGAAAGUGAUAGUGAUGGUAAGGAGGAACUAUAUGCAAUCAAUGAAGAAACUAAUGGUUCUGAUAAAGUCCAGGAUGGAUCAGUCACGGAAGAAAAUGAUUUUUUAAGUGCUCGAACUUCAGUCUCCAGCAGUGAUACCAAUUUAGGCAUGCCAGUUGCUUCUGAGUUGCAGAGGCAAUUUUCUUCUCGAAAAAGACCUGACAGGUUGAAUUGCUUUCGGCCUGAUGAUUGUACAGAAAAUGCAGAAGCAUCAGUUUCCCGAUACAGUAAGAUGUUAACAAAGACACUAAGUGGGACAGAAAGGAUUGGUUUAAGUUGGCCAGAGCCUCCUCUGGAUAUGCUGGCUCAGCAUGUUUUAGACAAACCUAAUUCCAUCAAAUCCAUCAGGUCAUUCAAAGCUUCCAGAUAUUUCACGAGAUAUAAUUCUGUCAACUCAAAUAUUAAUGGUCACAAUAGAGUGCCAUCAAAAACAGCUUUGCUUGCAGAACUUGACCUUGAUUCUGUCAUGUAUCGAAAAAGAAGACCUCCCUAUGUCAGGAUAGUAAGCAAGCAAAUGGUUGGGAUUUUCCUCACUAUAUGGGUUCGUAGAAGCUUGCGAAAGCAUAUCCAAAACUUAAAUGUGUCUGCUGUUGGUGUUGGAGUCAUGGGCUACAUAGGUAACAAGGGCUCAAUAUCAGUCAGCAUGUCUAUACAUCAGACGCUUUUCUGUUUCGUAUGUAGUCACCUUACAUCAGGUGAAAAAUAUGGGGAUGCAGUUAAAAGAAAUGCUGAUGUGCGUGAAAUACAUCGAAGAACGGAAUUUAGUUCUCUUUCUGGCAUUGGACUUCCUAAAAGCAUUCAUGACCAUGAGAGAAUAUUCUGGCUUGGUGAUCUAAAUUACCGUAUCAAUCUGUCAUAUGAGAAAACACGAGAGCUAAUCUCCAAAAAGGACUGGUCCAAGUUGGUGGAGAAUGAUCAGCUUAUACGAGAGCUGAAAAAAGGUUGUGCAUUUGAUGGAUGGUCUGAAGGUACUUUAAACUUUCCGCCAACUUAUAAAUAUGAGUUCAAUUCAGCGAAGUAUUACGGAGAGGAUCCAAAGGUUGGGAGACGUACCCCGUCAUGGUGUGACCGAAUUCUUUCUUUUGGGAAAGGCAUGAGGCUAUUGAACUAUAAGAGGACUGAACUUAGAUUUUCUGAUCAUCGCCCUGUGGCUGCCACAUAUAUGGUGGAGGUUGAGGUGUUUUCUCCUAGGAAGUUACAAAGGGCUCUAACAUUCACUGAUGCGGAAAUUGAAGAGGAGGAAAUUACUGCAGAUAUGGGAACUGAUAGUGGAAUGAGGUGCUCAAGAUUGGGAGAGGUUGCAAGUGAUCGGAAGCAUUAA